GCCGCCGCCCUUCCUCGUCCCGGGGCUGGGACCGUGCGUCCCUCGCCGGGGUCACUCGGUUUCCGAAUUUGUGGCGGGGGGCCCCUCUUCGGGCCCAGCUGGUCCAGCGAGGGCGGCACCUUCCUUAGUUUUCGGCCGGGGGCGGCCGCCGUCAGGGCUCGGGCCCUGGCGCCGCCGGGGGCUCCUCCAGCUCCUCCCCUGGGCUGUAGCUGCCCCUGGGCGGCCCAAGGGCCGGUGGUCCCCGUGGGCGGCGUCCGGAGCUUCGGCCCCGCCGAGCCCCGCCCUGGGCAGAGCCGGGCGCUCCAGGGCGCUGCCCCUCCGUGCCCGGGCACUCAGCGCCCUCUCGGGUCGGAAAAUCGGGGCCCGGAUGGAGCGGGAAGGUGAAUGCUGGUUUAUUUGGCCUUUCUGGAAGUGCUGGAAGGCUGCGAAGUGUCUUGGAAGCUUUAUUUUUAUCCUAACGACCUUGAGGCACUGACCACAAGUAUUAGGAAAGUUGGUUUUCAACCCAUACUUAACGCCGUAAAGAAUUGGUCUAAAUUGGUUUUUCGUAAGUUAGUGCUUUUGGCACAGUUCGUUGUUCUUUUGCUUUCCCGAAGACAUGAAACAUAGUGAAAGUAUUAAGUAAAAACCAAAUAAGGAGUCACCGUGUAUUCACGGAUCUGAUUUAGUCUGUCAUUUUACUUGGCUUUAUUCUAGUGUAAUGUGUGUGCUGUUGAAAUGACCGUUUCACUUGCGAAAUCGAAGGGCAAAAAGGAAAAGAACAGUGAAGAAUUUUUAAAUGAGUCUCAGUUCUCAAAUUCAAAUACGAAGCAAUGGAACGUUUUGUCAGUCUUGGAAUAACGGACCAAAAAUGUACGAUUUCACAUAUUGGCUUACUUUUGGAGAUUUAAGAAGCAUAACCUACGGAGUACUAAUCCCUGUCAAGAAUUUAGCAUUGCAACAUAGGUGAUGCCAUGGAGAGCAGCAAGCCUGGUCCAGUGCAGGUUGUUUUGGUUCAGAAAGAUCAACAUUCCUUUGAGCUAGAUGAGAAAGCCUUGGCCAGCAUCCUCUUGCAGGACCACAUCCGAGAUCUUGAUGUGGUGGUGGUUUCAGUGGCUGGUGCCUUCCGAAAGGGCAAGUCCUUCAUUCUGGAUUUUAUGCUACGAUACUUAUAUUCUCAGAAGGAAAGUGGCCAUUCAAAUUGGUUGGGUGACCCAGAAGAACCGUUAACAGGAUUUUCCUGGAGAGGGGGAUCUGAUCCAGAAACCACUGGGAUUCAGAUCUGGAGUGAAGUUUUCACUGUGGAGAAGCCAGGUGGGAAGAAGGUUGCAGUUGUUCUGAUGGAUACCCAGGGGGCAUUUGACAGCCAGUCAACUGUGAAAGACUGUGCUACCAUCUUUGCUUUAAGCACUAUGACUAGUUCUGUUCAGAUUUAUAAUUUAUCCCAGAACAUUCAAGAAGAUGAUCUUCAACAGCUGCAGCUCUUCACAGAAUACGGUCGUCUGGCAAUGGAUGAAAUUUUCCAAAAGCCUUUCCAGACACUGAUGUUUUUGGUUAGAGAUUGGAGUUUCCCUUAUGAAUAUAGCUAUGGACUCCAAGGAGGAAUGGCAUUUUUGGAUAAGCGUUUACAGGUGAAGGAACAUCAACAUGAAGAAAUUCAGAAUGUUCGAAAUCACAUUCACUCAUGUUUCUCCGAUGUCACCUGCUUUCUCUUACCACAUCCAGGACUCCAGGUGGCCACAAGCCCUGACUUUGAUGGGAAAUUAAAAGAUAUUGCUGGUGAAUUCAAAGAGCAGUUACAGGCACUGAUACCGUAUGUAUUAAACCCAUCUAAGUUAAUGGAAAAGGAGAUCAAUGGCUCAAAGGUCACCUGUCGGGGACUACUGGAGUAUUUUAAGGCCACUGCUGAAGCCAACAACUUAGCAGCUGCAGCCUCUGCCAAGGACAUUUAUUAUAACAACAUGGAAGAGGUUUGUGGGGGAGAGAAACCUUAUUUGUCUCCAGACAUUCUAGAGGAGAAGCACUGUGAAUUCAAACAACUUGCUCUGGACCAUUUUAAGAAGACCAAGAAGAUGGGUGGGAAGGAUUUCAGCUUUCGUUACCAGCAGGAGCUGGAGGAGGAAAUCAAGGAAUUAUAUGAGAACUUCUGCAAGCACAAUGGUAGCAAGAACGUCUUCAGCACCUUCCGAACCCCUGCAGUGCUGUUCACGGGCAUUGUAGCUUUGUACAUAGCCUCAGGCCUCACUGGCUUCAUAGGUCUUGAGGUUGUAGCCCAGUUGUUCAACUGUAUGGUUGGACUACUGUUAAUAGCACUCCUCACCUGGGGCUACAUCAGGUAUUCUGGUCAAUAUCGUGAGCUGGGCGGAGCUAUUGAUUUUGGUGCCGCAUAUGUGUUGGAGCAGGCUUCUUCUCAUAUCGGUAAUUCCACUCAGGCCACUGUGAGGGAUGCAGUUGUUGGAAGACCAUCCAUGGAUAAAAAAGCUCAAUAGCAUCUUAACGUGAAGAUCAAACAAGAACACAACAAGCCCCUACUGAUUUCUGGGUUUCUGCCACGGCCACAGGUUCAUAUCCAGAGGAAUGGCAGAUCUGAGACGAUCCAGGAAGAGCUAAAACAUGGCCCUGUAAUAAAUGAGCAGACCUCUCCUGUGGUUUCAAAUUAUUAAACACACUUCCAUUUCUCUUGGAA
Molecule: messenger RNA, 2665 nt
Organism: Pan troglodytes (chimpanzee)
Lineage: Eukaryota; Metazoa; Chordata; Mammalia; Primates; Hominidae
Gene: ATL3
Product: atlastin GTPase 3
Exons: 12
Coding region: 954-2468 (504 amino acids)
Molecular function (GO): GTP binding; GTPase activity
Source: RefSeq, a predicted model, not a curated record